Phalacrocorax carbo (great cormorant) is the source of this 4343-nucleotide messenger RNA. The record is from RefSeq and is a predicted model, not a curated record. Lineage: Eukaryota; Metazoa; Chordata; Aves; Suliformes; Phalacrocoracidae.
AUCCACUGGGGUCGGGGUGGGGAUCCCGCGGGACCCGCCCGGCAGCAGGGGGGAUCCCCGGGCCGGUGUCGCCAGCGGGGGCCCGGAGCCGCGCGGCGGGCACUAGCCAUGCCUGCCCCUGUGUGCUCCGCAGUCUGGUUUUGUUCUGUGCUGGAAAUCGAUGUUCCUGAGCAAGAGCGAAAAAGGGAACUAUUAAAAGUGGAGUUUAUGGGCGAAACAAAAGUCUCUGCAGCAGGAAGACCUCAAAGCACAGUCGGGGUUUAGUAUUUUUCCUUGAGGGGCUCUUGAAGAAAUCCUGGUGAAGUCAUGGACGCUGAUGAUGACUUGGAUCUGUUGGCCUCCCUCCUGGAAGAAAAUGAAGCAACUGAGGAGGGCAAUCCUCCUGAGGAGGAUGAUGCCCCAGAGGAUGAGGGGGGAAAACCAGAUGAAUAUGAUGAGCUAUUCGAUGCAGAAGAUGAUGCAUCCUACACUGAGGAGGUCAAUGCUGAGGACAGCAUGAUUGAUGAGCAGAAGGAGAACCUGGCUACGCUGUUCGGAGAUGUAGAUGACCUGCUGGAAGAGGAGGCGGCAGAAGAAACUGUCCCCACUUCAGCUCCCAGUCAGGCAAAAGAGAAAACCAACGAAGAACUGCAAGCUGAGCUGAGAAAAUUGCAAGAACAGAUGAAGACAUUACAGGAGCAGUUGCAAAAGACUGCUAUUGGGCAGCAGUCCAGUUCAGGCCCUGAGAAGAAAACCCCUGGUAAAUCUCCCUGUCCACCUUUAAAGGAAAGGAAGGUUCAGAAGCUGCAGGAGUCACCAUGUUUCUCAGCCCAGCUGGGCAAUCCUUUACCGCCAGCCAAGCGAGGAAUCCAGAAAUCAAAAGCAUCCUCAGCAGAGAACAAGACUCCUCCUCCACAGCAAGUUGUCAGUCUGGCGUUCCAGCCUCUCAAGUCUGCCACAGGGAACACGCCCAGUAAGGUGACCAGGGAGAAGACUCCUCACAUGCCUACAUGCUCCAGUGCAACAACUCAGCCAGUGUCUGUGGAAACCUUCUCGGGACUGAGAUUAAGAAAACCCCGGGUGUCAUCGGCUGAAAUGGACAGGAAAAUGGCUAACCGGAAGCUUAUCCGACUGUCCCAGCUGAAGAGCAAACUUGCUACAGAAAAUCUGGAGGAAAUGGACUGGGUAACAUUUGGUGUCAUAGUGAAGAAGAUCACUCCUCAGAGCGCAAAUAACGGCAGAACCUUCAGUAUCUGGCGGCUGAACGACCUACGGGAUCUCAAUCAGUGUGUCUCGCUCUUCUUGUUUGGUGAUGUCCACAAAGAGCACUGGAAGACAGACCAAGGCACAGUCAUCGGCCUGCUCAAUGCUAACCCUAUGAAACCUAAAGAAGGCUCUGAUGAGGUGUGCUUGUCUGUUGACCAUCCCCAGAAGAUCCUCCUCAUGGGUGAAGCUCUGGACAUGGGCACCUGCAAAGCCAGGAAGAAGAACGGUGAUCCUUGUGCACAGAUUGUGAACCUGAAUGACUGUGAAUAUUGUCAGUAUCACAUACAAUCCCAGUACAAGAAGCUCAGCUCGAAGCGGGCAGAUCUGCAGGCUACCUUCUCUGGUGGCCGCAUUCCCAAAAAAGUUGGUCGGAAAAAUCCCAGUUUGAAGGAAAGGCUGUGUCAGGAUGGUUUUUACUAUGGAGGUGUCUCUUCAGCAGCAUAUGCAGCCUCAGUUGCAGCAGCUGCAGUACCAAAAAGGAAGAUUCAAACCACCCUCUCCAAUCUGGUCGUGAGAGGAGUUGAUGCAAUUGUCCAGGAAACCAGGCAGAAAAUUGGUGCAGCAAAGAGACCCAUGCAGUGUUCUGAGGAAUUCAAGGAACUGCUGGCACAGCCAACUUUUGGAGCACGAAACCUCUGCAAACACUGGACCAAAGCAGAUGCUGAAAAGAAGCAAGGGGCCAAGUUCCAGUCUGUGUCUGCUUCAGCACUGCUCAAGCAACAGAAACAGAAAUUGCUGGAAGCCAGAAAAAAGCGAUCUGAAGAGAUUCAGAGGCGGUUUCUCCAGAACACAAGUAAAGCUGGCAGCCCUGCUUUGCCAUCCUCCUCCAGACAGUCCUUGUUCCAUUCCCCAGUACAUGGGGCAGAGUUUCCCAAAGCUGCAAAAAUGUCAACUCCUCAGAGGCCCAGGCUGGGCACAGGCUUCUCAGAAGGAGAAGAUAUCCUCUUCUUUGAUGGGUCUCCGCCUCCAACACCAAAGCUAGACAGCUUGGCAGAAGCCAAAAAGCUGGCUGCGAUACACCGACUACGAGCAAAAGGCCAGAUUCUUGCUAAAACUGACCCAAACAGUGUCAAGAGGAAACGAGCUGAUGUUGACAGUGUCCUAGAAAUUGUUGAAAGAGUUGAGAAAAAUGUUGCUCAGCCACAAGGUACAGAAGCAGAGAAUGAUGUGGAUGAACUGGAGCCUGCCCAAAAGAAACAGCGUGAGCAGCUGGCCUAUCUGGAGUCAGAAGAGUUCCAGAAAAUCCUGAAUGCCAAGUCCAAGCACACAGAUGUCCUGAAAGAGGCUGAGGCUGAACUGCAGGAGCAAUACUUCCAGCCCCUGGUGAAAAAGGAAGAAAUAGAAGAGAAGAUGAGGAGCAUUAAAGAAGUGAAAUGUCGAGUUGUGACAUGUAAAACGUGUAAUUACACCUAUUUUAAGCCUCUGGAGACAUGUGUGCAGGAUAACCACGACUACCACUGGCAUGAUGCCAUCAAAAGAUUUUUUAAAUGUCCUUGUGGAAACCGAGCUAUUGCCCUUGACAGGCUCCCAAAAAAGCCCUGCAGUACCUGUGGCCUCUUCAAGUGGGAGCGAGACGGGAUGCUAAAGGAGAAAAGAGGUCCGCAGAUUGGUGGAGAAACACUUCUACCAAGAGGGGAGGAACAACCAAAAUUUCUCAAUAGUCUUAAGUGACCUGGAGCUGAUUUUUUUUCACAACAUGAGGAUGGAUUUCUGUGUCUUAAACACACAUUUCUUUAUUGGAGUGCCCACAGGGUUCUGGUUUUAGGGAUGAACGAGCAGGACAGUCAAUUCCUGAUGAGAAGAACAUCCACAAAGUCUCCACCAGGUCACUGUGUAUAUUCAGCUUUGAUCUUUUUAAAAUUGACUGAAUAAGGCUGCAUGUGAAAUACACAUUCUUGCCUGUUCUUUCUUGUUAACAACUUGUUUACAAGAUUUAACCUAGAAAAGAGACAUCUAGAGAGGAAUUUGUACCAAGAAAUCCUUAGGGAUCCCACAAUUUAUGUUGAAUGGCUGGUGUAGAGUGACCUCACCAGAAUUCUAAGUGCCACAAAUCAUCAUGUUCUGUGAGGACUGUAGACUCCAUAAGCACUUCUGAAGUUAAUACUGCGUUGCUUAAGUGCCAGCCUGUCCAGGUUUUUCAGCUGUUGGCCAAAAAGAGGUGUGUGAGGGUUGUCGCCACAGAAGCAGUCUUCAUUGGCUCCAAAAUUAAUCACUUUUAACCAUUAAGAACAGAUGUCAAAUGGUUCUUGAGUUGUCUCCUUGGCUUAUGUGUUUUAAAAAAACCCCUUCAGUGGCUUUGGCACUGCAAACCAGCAGCGUUCACACUGCAGUCUGUCGGGAGCAGCCCAUACCAGGUUCCCAGCACCAUCCACACUGCAGCACCAUUACGGCUACAAACCUCCAGCUCCCACUUUGAAAAGGAUUUUAAUGAAUCUGGCACUGGCUUGUGAGUGGUUUUAAAGAGCUGAGUGAUCACAUUUAAUACAUUUUACCCUUCUUCUGGCACUUUAAAUUUUCCUGAAAUCUUUCCCAGCCAUCACCAUGUCAACCUGGGCUGCUGGCACAGCUGCAUGGGGACAGUAGCUGUCUCAGACCAAGCAGGACGAGAUUUCCAAGGGAAAUCUGAGAAGGGCUGUCCUCAUACAGGCAUUUUUCUGAAAGCACUCUGUAGGAGAGAGGCCUGUGGCAUUCAGCCAGCUUUUCCUCAGCCUGAUCCUUCUGCUGCCCAGUAGUGUUUUUAAGUGCCUAAACCCACCAGUACCUCAGUGAUUUGGUGAAACUGCCACCAACAGUCUCACAUAUCCCAGUGGCCUUGUCGAUACCUCUUUUGUUUGCGUGCACGGGGGCUGGAAGAGAAGUAAGUUACUUUAUCUGAAGCAACUGGACAGAUUUACCUCAGUAUUCUGCAGCCCUCAUCUCCUACUGGUGCUUUUGCUGGGCAGCUUUUCUAGGCUUGUUGCAUUCAUUUCAGGCUCAUGUUGAUACCCUGCCCAGCAAAUGGUAUCGCUGGUAGGUGACUGUAAAUGUCUAACUGAGACAUUGCUCGGCAGUCUCCUGUUGAUUCCUCAUUCAGAAUAAAUACGGUGCACAAUAAAACA